Molecule: messenger RNA, 906 nt
Organism: Aplosporella prunicola CBS 121167
Lineage: Eukaryota; Fungi; Ascomycota; Dothideomycetes; Botryosphaeriales; Aplosporellaceae
Exons: 2
Biological process (GO): L-proline biosynthetic process
Molecular function (GO): pyrroline-5-carboxylate reductase activity
Source: RefSeq, a predicted model, not a curated record
AUGGCUGACACUACUGCGAACGAGGGUCUGACAUUGACUGUCCUAGGCUGCGGCACCAUGGGCAACGCCAUCCUGGGCGGUAUCAUGGCCGCCUUGAACGACAAGAACGGCCCCUCCGACGACAACGAAGAGCUUCCCCCCAAACUUCCCGCCAAGUUCAUCGCCUGCGACGCCUGGGAGGGCGCACCAAAGGCCAUCGAGGCCGCAUUGGGCAAAUACAACCAGCCGCUCGAGACGUACGUCAACGACAACCUGACCGGCGCGCAAAAGUCCGACGUCAUCCUGCUGGCCUGCAAGCCGCACAUGUUCGGCGAGAUUCUGGGCCAGAAGGGCAUGCGCGAGGCGCUCGCGGGCAAGCUCAUUAUGUCUAUUCUGGCCGGUGUCAGUGUUGAGCAGAUUGAGCAGGCCAUCUACCCCGAUGGCAAGCCCGAGAACGCAUGCCGUGUUGUCCGCGUCAUGCCUAACACGGCUUCGCUCGUCCGCCAGUCCAUGACUGUCAUCUCCCAGCCCACUCCCCCACUUUCCAGGGACCAGAUGCUGCUCGUCACGUGGAUCUUCAACCGCAUUGGCAAGGUUGUCCACCUGCCGCCUCACCUCAUGGACGCAUCUACUGCUCUUUGUGGCUCUGGUCCCGCUUUCGUGGCUCUCAUUCUCGAGGCUCUGGCUGACGGUGCCCUUGCCAUGGGCAUUCCGCGGAAGGAGGCCCAGCUCAUGGCUGCUCAGAUGAUGAGGGGUACCACCGGUCUGGUUCUGGAGGAGAACAAGCACCCUGCUAUCCUGAGAGACCAAGUGUCUACUCCUGGCGGUUGUACCAUUGGCGGUCUUCUGGCCCUGGAGGAUGGUGCUGUCAGGAGCCACGUGAGCCGCGCUAUCAGAGAGGCGACCGUCGUUGCCAGUCAACUUGGC